GUCACCGUCCCGUCGCACCCAUCCAUCCCAGUCAGUUCGUGCGCUCUACCAAAGACUACUACUUGAACAAACAACAACAGCUUCAGACACAGAGGAUCGCAAGAAAUAAAAAAAUGACCAUUACAUCGCCACAAGAGUCCUGUAAAGCUCACUUUUAAUCAGGAUUUCUUUGUUUUUGAUCUGGACGUGAUUCCAGCCAUGUCCUGUCGUGACAUUCACGCAACCAAUGCGUUUGCCUUCAUCAUUGCUCUGUUGUCGGUGGGAAGUUUGAUUGUGGCUACACUCGUCCCACAGUGGAGGACAACACGUCUGGUGACCUUCAACAAAAAUGCCAAAAACGUAACGGUGUAUGACGGCCUGUGGACCAAGUGUGUGCAGAGAGAUGGUUCUCAAGGUUGUUAUUACUUCGAUGCAGACUGGUACAUUAAAGUAGACCAGCUGGACCUCAGACUACUGCAGUUCUGUUUACCUACUGGUUUAUUUUUUGCAAGCUUGGCUAUUCUGCUUUGUCUCACUGGUAUGUGUAAGACCGCAUGCUGCUCCAAGACUCCCGAAGACAUCAAGAACAGCCGCUGCCUGGUAAACAGUUCGGGCUGUCAUCUAGUGGCUGCGAUGCUUCUUUUUCUUGGCGGGUCCAUCGCCAUGCCACCCUCCGUCUGGUUCUUGUUCCACACAAAAGACCUUAAUCAGCGCUACGAUAAUCUGUUUGCGGUGGAGUUUGCGGUCUAUGUGGCCAUCGGCGGUGCUGGUGGGCUGAUGUUAGCCGCUCUUCUGAUGUUCAUGUGGUAUUGCAUGUGUAAGAAACUGCCUUCACCUUUUUGGUUGCCUCUUCCCGAGUUACCUGCAAUGACCAACAGCCUUUCAGCGCUGCCCCUUAUGACCAAUGGCUUGCCCACUCCUGUGACUUAUGUACCACAGAGCUUCCCUCCUGCUGUCAUGGACGCUCCCUCUUUUGUCCCUGUACAGGGUUACCCUCAACCUGGAGGCCCACAGCCCUUGCCACCUCAUGUUUAUAUGCCACAGAUGUCAGGGCCUGAUGGCUACGGAUCAGAAGUUGGAGGGUAUAGCUAUGCUCCCUCUCAAAGCUACGCCCCCUCUCAAAGCUACGCCCCCUCUCAAAGCUACGCCCCCUCUCAGAGCUACGCCCCUUCACAGAGAUAUGCUGGACACCGAUAUUCCACACGCUCCAAUAUGUCAGGCAUCGAGAUUGACAUCCCUGUCCUUACAGAGUGACGCUGAAUAGAAAAAUAGUUGGAGUGUCCACUGACGUUUCACUCGAAGAGGUCAACUGGCAUUGCGUGUAAUUCUGGAAGUUAGAAAUUACAAACUAGCUGUCAGACUUUGGAUAUGAAGGAAAUAAAAGUGUGAACUUUAUUUAGUAAAUGUAGCACAUGCCUUUUUGUCGUAGCACUGAAAAUGGUCAAAAAUAGAUUUAUAAAGUCAUGUGCCUUACUCUGUAUUUGCUCUUAAACAUCGAUGGUAACACUGAUCUUAUUUUGAUGUUAAACACUGUACUAACCUGCUAGUAUGUCUACUGAUCUACAUCUGACUACUUAAAAAAGACACUAACAUCGAUUGCUUACACAUGUCUCUCUUGUCAAUUGCCAAUCAUGUCAUGAAGUUUCAUAGUUGCCUUUUGCGGUAUCUUGAGGGAAAUAUGUGUGUUGUUUUGUUGUUGUAAUAUCCAAUAUGUUUUUUUUCCAAUGUUGUUACAGAAUAUGAAUUUUCAUACACAUUAAUGUUUUUUUAUUAUAAAAAAUGCCUAUCCAUUUAUUUGUAUGUUUUGUUGUUGGUUUUAUUUGAAGUUCAAUGAAUGUACUUCAAACGAAAGUUUACCAUUACAGUUUUCAGUUUUACUAUUUUUAUAUUUCUAAUCUUAUUUCAAUAAGUAUUUUAAAGAUUAAGAAACACUAUAACAUAAUCUGUAUUUAAUCUUGCUCAAGCCUUUAUUUUAAAGGGUUUGUGCAUUUUUCAAACCUGGUUCUUUUUUUAACUAAUUUAUGUUGUGGAUCUUUUAUGUCUUUAUUCAAAAGUUUAACCACUCGAUCUACAAAAAAGAACAAGACUGAGACACUUUUGAGAUUUAGGAAAAACACUAAUGUCUUAAAUAAAUAGUCUUACUAAUCUUAUUGUAUGUUGACAACAAAUUGUUAUACUUGGCUUAGAUUCCUUUUGCCUUUCAACAAAGCUGUCCUUAAUUCAAAUGCAUGUUUGUAUUGGAUGUAUUAGACUAAGGUCUACUAAAUUUUUGAUAAAAGUGCUGUUUAUUAAAUGAAA
This is a messenger RNA of Paramisgurnus dabryanus, 2277 nucleotides long. It is a transcript of the gene cldn12, whose product is annotated as claudin 12. Gene Ontology annotation, cellular component: plasma membrane. NCBI's taxonomy places the organism in Eukaryota, Metazoa, Chordata, Actinopteri, Cypriniformes, Cobitidae. The record is from RefSeq and is a predicted model, not a curated record.